AAACUAACUCAACCCAACAGACAGCAUCAGCUUGAGAAGGCAAAAGAAAACUAAGAUGCCAGUUGCUUCACCACACAACAACAUGCAAAAGAAACCAAUGUGAUUUUUAUUGAAUGAAAAUAGUGGAUAACUGGCACCAACUUGCUCCUCUUCAGCCUCCUCCUUCUAAAGUGGAACUGCCACAUGAAAAAUGACUCAGCAAAUGCAGAGCCUGCAGCUUUCCCAGACAAAAAAGAACAACCCCCCGUCUUCUCCCAAUGCUGCUAAGCGACUCUAUCGGAACCUUUCGGAGAAGCUGAAGGGAAGUCACUCAUCUUUUGAUGAGGCCUAUUUCAGGGCCAGAUCAGACCGUCUCAGUCUCCGAAAGUCUUCAGUGAACUUCCAGUGCUGCGAAGCCAUGCUGGAGGCUGUGGAACAGCAAGACUUGGAUGCUGUCCAGAUUCUCCUCUACCAAUACACCCCUGAGGAGUUGGAUCUCAACACUCCCAAUAGUGAGGGGUUAACUGCGCUGGACAUCGCCAUCCUGACAAAUAAUGUGCCUAUUGCCAAGAUUCUUUUGAAAGUUGGGGCAAAGGAGAGUCCACACUUUGUCAGUAUGGAAAGCAGAUCAAUACAUCUGAGUAACUUAGUUCAAGAAGCUCAGCAACGAGUGAAUGAUCUGUCUGCAGAAGUGAUGAAUGAAGGUCUCAGCACAGACAGCUCUGAGAAGGAGAAGCAACUAAAAUCCUGGGAGUGGAGAUAUCGACUCUACAAGCGCAUGAAAUCAGGCUAUGAACUUUCCAGAGCCCCUGAGGCGCCGACCAACAUCUGCCUGGUGGUGACAAGCAGCACAUCACUCACUGUCACUUUCCAAGAACCUCAUAGCACCAACUCAGCGGUGGUGACCAAAUACAAAGUGGAAUGGAGCUGUUCAGAAGACUUUUCUCCUUUGGCUGGGGAAAUCAUCAUGGAUAAUCUUCAGUCUUUGAGGUGCACUAUCACUGGCCUCACAAUGGGCCGCAGUUAUUAUGUCCGAGUUUAUGCUUAUAACAUGAAAGGCUGGGGGCAGCCUCAGACUUCCACACCUCUCUGCACUUCUCCUUCUAACUGGAAAGACUACGAUGGCAGAGGGCCUAGGCACAGGGGACAGAUUGAGGCUUUGGAGCGUUUGCUGCAGCAGGUUAGAGCGUCUCGUCAGAGUUACAGUUGCCGAGAUAGUUCUAAACUGCAGAACGCUGGUCGCAAGCAAUCUGUCUCAAGAAGCCUGAAACAUCUCUUCCAUUCUUCAAACAAGUUUGUGAAGACUUUGAAAAGAGGACUCUAUUUAGCUGUAAUAUUUUAUUACAAAGACAAUAUGUUAGUAACCAAUGAAGAUCAGAUCCCGAUUGUGGAAAUUGAUGACUCUCACACAAGUUCCAUUAUGCAAGAUUUUCUCUGGUUCACAAAGCUGUCUUGCAUGUGGGAUGAUAUCAGGUGGCUGAGACAGAACAUGUCUGUCUCUGUGUCCUCAUCCACUGCACUCCAAGCCAGGCAGAAAAUGCUCUCUGCAACAGCCCAGUUACAGAAUCUGCUGGGUACCCACAACUUGGGCCGAGUCUACUAUGAACCAAUCAAGGACCGGCAUGGCAAUAUCAUUAUAGUUACAAUAAGAGAAGUGGAGACCCUCUAUUCUUUUUUUAAUGGCAAAUGGAUGCAGAUAUCCAAGCUACAAAGCCAGAGGAAAUCCCUUUCAACACCAGAGGAGCCAACUGCGUUAGACAUCUUGCUCAUCACAAUCCAGGAUACACUUUCCUAUCACAGAAGGAGCCAACAGCGCCUGCCUCCUGGCCUCUAUUUAGGAUACCUGAAACUCUGCAGCUCGGUGGAUCAGAUAAAAGUCCUUGUACUGCAAAAGCUGCCCAACAUUCUGUGUCAUGUUAAAAUCCGAGACAACAGCAACAUAUCCAAAGAGGAGUGGGAAUGGAUCCAAAUCCUUUCUGGCUCAGAAUCUAUGGAAAAUAUGGAUCAUUCUGCAGAGUGCCCAACUCAACUGUUCUUUGAGCUCCAGAUGGCAGUGAAAGCUCUCCUAAAACAGAUAAAUCUACCUCUACGACAGGCUAAGCUCUUCCGUCUGUAUACACAGGAGGUGUUGGAACUGGGUCACAAUGUGUCCUUUCUUCUCUUGCUCCCUGCCUCAGACGAUGUCUGCACUGCCCCAGGACAGAAUAACCCUUACACCCUGCACUCAGGAUUCCUUAACCUCCCUCUUCAGAUGUUUGAACUCGUUCAUUUUUGCAGUUACAAGGAGAAAUUUAUUAGUCUGUAUUGCCGCCUUUCCGCUGUCACAGAGCUAGAUUUUCUGAGCACCCAGCAGUCCCUAAGGGAAGCAAUUUCAGACAGUGAAGUCGCUGCUGCUAAACAAAGACACCAGCAAGUCCUUGAUUACAUACAGCAAAUUGAUGAGAUCUGGCGUGAAAUGAGAUGGAUAAAUGAAGCCCUACAGUAUGCACGGUACAGACAGCCACCUGCUGGCUUGCCAGUAAUGAAGAUUGUGGAUCUGUCAGAAGAACCCAUCCAAAAGAAGAUAAGCUCAACAUCCUCCCAUCUUGAUUGUCUUCCUUCCCCACCACCCUCACCAGAGAUGGAGACCCACCGGAGAAAAGGGAUGAGUGACUCCCAGCCGUACUCAGAUGAAGAAGGUUGCUCUGAAGUUUUCCUUCCAACUGACAGUGAUUAUGAUUCUAGUGAUGCUUUGAGUCCAAGGGACCUGGACUUGGUUUAUUCAUCCUCACAGGACAUCUCCCAUCAGGCAGUGAGCUGUCUGAGUGGCAGUGCACCAGAUGUCCUCCAGGUCCAUGACAUCAAACCUUGCCUGACUCCAAAACAAAACUCAAGAGGUGGCAACUCCUUAGAGGCAGAUGUUGCCCAAGCUGCAGAGUACAUGCAAAGCCUGUCAAUUGGAGGGCUUUCGCCAAAAAGCACAGAAAAGGCUGCUGGCUUGAGGCAACCCUUGAGUUUCUUAGGCAAGAAAAAACACGGGAAACAUCAGCACUACAGUUACUUCAGCCGACACCAUCGUUGGCUGCGUGUGCACAGUGAGACUCAGUCUGUCUCCCUCUCAGAGGGGCUCUAUACACCACAUCUCACGCGAGCAAUGGAGUUCUCACAAGAGCCGACCUCUGGCGAGCAGAUAAGCAUCUCUAUCAAUUGCCCACGCAGCACUUUCUUACCUCACGCUUCGAGCCUCCCAGAAGAAGGGAAAGGCAAAUACCAAGAAUUGAGGCCGAGCAUCCGCAGGAUAUGUGUUGAGCCAUACAAGACUAUGCUGCCCAUUGAAGAUGGUAAAUCCUGGGCAUUGAGUGCCCAGCCGGUUGAACAUGAGGAUCUGCACAUUUCUACAGGCCAGGGAAUGGUUCCGGAAGAUGAACCCAGAUCUAACACCACUGAAGUAUAUAGUAGUGAUCUUUAG
Molecule: messenger RNA, 3427 nt
Organism: Rhineura floridana
Lineage: Eukaryota; Metazoa; Chordata; Lepidosauria; Squamata; Rhineuridae
Gene: ANKFN1
Product: ankyrin repeat and fibronectin type III domain containing 1
Exons: 19
Coding region: 191-3427 (1078 amino acids)
Biological process (GO): regulation of establishment of bipolar cell polarity; establishment of mitotic spindle orientation
Cellular component (GO): spindle
Molecular function (GO): protein binding
Source: RefSeq, a predicted model, not a curated record